CCAAAGCCUUUGAUGACUUCGCCGCUGAGCUUCAGCGGGAAGGGCGAUUGGGGGGUGUCUAGGCCUGCGAUCGGAUCGCGGGGUCCUGAUGGUGGAGGCAUGGUGGGCCGUGGGGCUUGACUGAGCGUUGGUGUCGAGGGAGGAGGAACGAUGGAUGUGUAUAGCUUCUUUGGUGUUGAGUAUCGUCAGAGAGCUGGUGGGGCAUCCGAUCCGUCGGCAGCGAUCCCACGGCCCGAGCGCCUGGCGCGAGAGUCAUCGAACUGGCCUGUUGGGCUACUCCCUUCCAGCCCUCCUAUUAACUUCCCAUGCUAACCUUCGCGUUCCUCUUAGAUUAGCUUUUAUAGCUAUAUAUGUAGUACGUUCUUUAUACCUCUGCGGGGCUGCUGCGGAAAUGCCGUCCAGCACGAAAACGGCUGAACCGGUCGUAUUCUGUAGAAUCUAGUAUGCAUCAACAUCUUCGCUUCAUGCUCCUUCAAUUAUCUCUUCCUCAUCACACUCCUUCGAUCGAGUCCGAGACUGCCUGCGCGCCUCUCCCAGCCCAUCACUCAUUGCAUCGCCACUCGGCCG
Molecule: messenger RNA, 567 nt
Organism: Mytilinidion resinicola
Lineage: Eukaryota; Fungi; Ascomycota; Dothideomycetes; Mytilinidiales; Mytilinidiaceae
Exons: 1
Coding region: 155-442 (95 amino acids)
Source: RefSeq, a predicted model, not a curated record